Molecule: messenger RNA, 1137 nt
Organism: Elephantulus edwardii (Cape elephant shrew)
Lineage: Eukaryota; Metazoa; Chordata; Mammalia; Macroscelidea; Macroscelididae
Product: cancer/testis antigen 47B-like
Exons: 3
Source: RefSeq, a predicted model, not a curated record
AUGGUGGACGUUCUCAAACAGAUGGAGAGCAUGCCCACGGAGGUAGGGGGUGUCCUGGCGAAGGUGCUGGACGCUCCUGGGGAGGUGAGGGGCGUCUUGGAGGAGGUUGCAGGGGUCCCCAAAAAGAUGGAGAGCAUCCUUGAGGAGGUGGGGGACACCCCCAAGGAAAAGAAGGACAUUAGCCAGCAGGUAGAGGGCGUCCCCGAGGAGGUGGGGGGCAUCUCCGAGCAGGUGGAGAUGGUGGUCACCCCCGAGGAGGCAAAGGACGUGCACCAGGAGGUGGAGAGCCCGAUGCUGCCAUCAGGUGGGCCCAAGGGGCUGCCAUCCAUGACCCAAGGGGCAGACACCAAGGGCUCAGACAUCAGGCCAGCGGAAGAAGACAGUGAGACGGCUGGCGUCCAGGGCAUGGUGGACUCAUUCCAAUUUCCCGUGCUGGGUUUACAUUUUGUGUUUUUUGAUCUUGUUCACACCAUGCUGCAACGUAUAUACUACAACCAUCAUGUGCCGGUUCGCCCGCGCACAGGUUACCUGAUUCUGCGCCCGCGGGCGGGGCUUCAUGAGGGCCAUGAUACACUGGCCCAGUUGCCUCCCGUGCAGCCUUCCAGCGGGGGCUGGGGCGAGGGCCUGGCCGAAGGGGCCACUACCACUGCCUCGGCUACUGCUGUCUCUGCUGCCACGGCUGCUGCCCCCCAGGCCUCCCUUCAGCACCCACCGCUGCCACCACCUAAGGCCCUGGACCACGCUGGAAAUGAGCUCCCAGAGGAGGCCGCACAUCGGGAGGGGCCUGAGGAACUCCCCCAAAGUCCCAUGUAUCAAGAGGGGCUUCCUGGGCCCCUGAAGGAGGGGCUCGAGGGGCCUCCAGAGGAUCCUCCUUACCAGGAGGGGCCAGGGGAGCUCCUGUAUGGGGCUCCACAUCACGAGGAAGGGGAGCCCACACAUGCAGCUGUUCAUCACGAAGCUGGGGAACCACCACAACACGAGACUGGGGAGCCCCCACAGGCAGAUACAGAUGCCUAUCAGGAGGCCCAGGAGCACCUAAAUGAGGCCACAGCCCCACAAGGUAAAGAUCCCCUGCACCAGACCCCGGAGGACGACGAGGAGGAGGAGGAGGAGGACGAGGAGGAGGAGGAGGAGAAG